AUGAUUGCUAGCAAUAGCAAUGAUAACGCAAAUAAUAAAAAUAUCGCCGCCGGUAUAAUUGAUAUCGUAAAUUGUGAUGAAGAUGAUAUCAGAAAUUCUGAUUUAAAAUUAAAUAGCCCAGUGGAUAGUACAUUAUCAUAUCCUUUCAGUCAUAAAAGUAGUGAAGAACCGGAUAUCGAAGAUAAUAAUAAUCAUAGUCCAAUACAUCCCGGUACUGCUGAUAGUAUUGAUUCAUUAAAUAGUUCUGAUAAUCAUCGUAAUUUUUAUGAACAACAUCUUAAUCAUCAUCAUCAACAACAACAGCAACAGCAACAACCGUUACAACAUCAACAAAUUUUACAACAUAGUUUACAUUCACAACAUCACCUUCAACAUCAUCAAUUAAAUAAUUCACCAAUUGGUUCUUCAUCAACAUCAACAUCACAAUCAUCGUUUACCGUCGGUAGUUUAACAAAUAAAAUUUUACAACACCAACAACAACAACAUCAUCAGGCACAUUUGCAACAUAAUUCACACGAUAUGUUAGAUCAUAAAUUACCAUUAAGUUUUUUAGGACCACCAUUAGCUGCGUUACAUUCAAUGACUGAAAUGAAAGCAGCACAUCAAAAUCAUCAUCAUCUGCAACAGCAUCAUCAUCAUCAUCAGCAGCAACAACAACAUCAGAAUGGAUUAAUAACAAGUGGUGGAAAUAAUAAUAAUAAUAACAAUAAUAAUAAUCAUAGUAAUAAUAAUAAUAAUGGUGGUUCAAUUAAUUUACAUAAUAGUAAUAAUAAUAACAAUAAUAAUGGUAUAACGUCAUCGUCAUCAUCAUCGCCGGGGCAUACACAACAAAAUUCUCAUAUUACAGCUAAUCCACAUGGUAUUGAUACAAUAUUGUCAAGGCCGCCACCUGUAACAUCAGCCGGAUUAAGUGCAUUAGCAGCAGGUGGUAUGCCACGUUUUUCAAUUGCAGCUGCAGCAGCUGGUAUGGCACAAUAUUUAUCACAAAAUCAAGGUGGCCCAAUAAAAACACAUACCGGUCAUAUUGUUGAAAGGCCACAUUUAUAUUGGCCCGGUUUACAAGGAUUAGUUGCAAAUCCAAUUGCAUGGAGAGAAAGAUUAACAAAUACAUUGUCAGCUAAUUUAUCACAAUCUCAUCAUCAUAAUUCUGAUAAAGAUGGUAAAAAAAAGCAUACGAGACCAACAUUUAGUGGACAGCAAAUUUUUGCAUUAGAAAAAACAUUUGAACAAACCAAAUAUCUGGCUGGUCCAGAACGUGCUAAAUUAGCAUACGCCUUAGGAAUGACAGAAUCUCAAGUAAAGGUGUGGUUCCAAAAUCGUAGAACAAAAUGGCGAAAAAAACAUGCUGCUGAAAUGGCAACAGCUAAAAGAAAACAAGAAGAACUUGGCGAUAAUGAUGGUGAUUGUAGUGAACCAAUAGAUAGUGAUUCAGAAAGUUUAGAUUUAGGCGAUCCGGGCCGAAAACGUUGCAGACUAGAAGAUGAUUUUCGGCAAUAAAUUUAAUAUUAUUUAAUAAAAUAUAAAAUAUAAAGUUUCUGUAAAAUAAAAAAUUAAACAA
Messenger RNA from Condylostylus longicornis, 1558 nucleotides. It is a transcript of the gene HGTX, whose product is annotated as homeobox protein Nkx-6.1. The coding region runs from base 1 to 1497 and encodes 498 amino acids. The record is from RefSeq and is a predicted model, not a curated record. Gene Ontology annotation, biological process: cell differentiation; regulation of transcription by RNA polymerase II. NCBI's taxonomy places the organism in Eukaryota, Metazoa, Arthropoda, Insecta, Diptera, Dolichopodidae. The transcript is spliced from 6 exons. Gene Ontology annotation, cellular component: nucleus. Gene Ontology annotation, molecular function: RNA polymerase II cis-regulatory region sequence-specific DNA binding; DNA-binding transcription factor activity, RNA polymerase II-specific.